This is a messenger RNA of Aedes aegypti (yellow fever mosquito), 1290 nucleotides long. RefSeq names its product GPN-loop GTPase 1. The record is from RefSeq and is a predicted model, not a curated record. Bases 120 to 1238 code for a protein of 372 amino acids. Lineage: Eukaryota; Metazoa; Arthropoda; Insecta; Diptera; Culicidae. Gene Ontology annotation, molecular function: GTPase activity. The transcript has 3 exons.
CAGAUUCAGUUUAAACAACGCGUGCUUCUCGUGCGGGCCGCUUAUUUACUUUGGUGCUUGUUUUACGUGCCGGUCAAAUUAAUACCUUAAUCGAUUUCUAGUGUAGAAAACCAAUCUUAAUGUCUACCACCAGCCAGAAAAUGGACACAGACGAUGGACCUUCUUCCCAAGCAACCAAACCCAUCUGUUUGAUAGUGCUGGGAAUGGCGGGAUCCGGUAAAACCACUUUCGUACGCAAACUAGCGCAAUAUAAACACGACGAGCACAAUCCCUAUCUCAUUAAUUUGGACCCUGCGUGUCGGGAGGUACCCUAUCCGGCGAAUAUCGAUGUUCGAGAUACCAUCAACUACAAGGAGGUUAUGAAGCAGUAUAAACUUGGACCCAACGGAGGGAUCGUCACUGCAUUGAAUCUGUUCUCCACCAAGUUUGGUAAGGUGAUAGAAUUGGUCGAGAGGACCCAGGACAAGCACAAAUAUUGCGUUAUCGAUACACCUGGGCAGAUAGAAGUAUUCACGUGGUCAGCGUCCGGCACUAUCAUCACGGAAGCUCUUGCAACUGCAUUCCCUACGGUUGUCGUCUACGUGAUGGACAUAGUUCGAUCUGCGAGCCCCACCACCUUCAUGUCCAACAUGCUGUACGCAUGUUCCAUUCUGUAUAAAGCCCGGCUACCGUUCAUAAUUGUGUUGAACAAGAUUGAUGUGCAAGAGUUUGAUUUCGCCAUCGAAUGGAUGCAGGACUUUGAAUCGUUCCAGGAAGCACUUGAAAACGAAACUACCUAUGUCAGUAAUCUAACCCGUACAAUGUCCUUAACGCUGGACGAAUUCUACCGGGACCUCAAAGCUUGCGGUGUGUCAUCCAAGACGGGCAUCGGAUUUGGGAAGUUUUUUGAACUGGUCCAAGAGGCGGCCAAAGAAUACGAAAGCGACUACAAAGCCGAAUACGACAAACUACGGGAGGAAAAGUUAGCUGAACAGAAAAGAAAAGACGAAGAACAGUUGGCAAAGGUCACCCAACAAAGUAAAGGGCAGGAAGUGCCGUUGAUAAAUGAACUGAGCAGCGGUCGUGAGAGAGCAGACAUAUACCUGAAACAUCCUGGUAAUGAAAGUUCGGAAGACGAGGAAGGACAUGAAGAUGAUGCUCCAGUUUGCCCGGGUGACGAUGAGGCCGAAGAAGCUAACUUCACGUCGUUCGUAAGGAAACACAAAGAAAUGCAGCAGAGUGCCACGCUGAACAAGUAAAAUGGGACAAAUAGAACAAUAAAAAUGAUAACCACUUCACUAACGUGUAAAA